CCUUGAAAUGAAACAUUUUUCCUGCAAUUUAUAUAUUUUCUAAAUUCCCAUUGAAAAAAGAAAUACCCAAAUUUUCCCGAGAAAAAAAAUGUGAAAAGUCUCAAUGAUCAACAACAGAUCAACGGAUCUUUUUAUCAUUUCUCAAUAUACAAAUCCUUAAUCAAAGCGAAAUCGAGAGAUUAUUGAAUUUUGGGUAAAAAUCAUAUCAUUGCAACAUUUAAUAGAUCAUGUCUUUCUCAUUCUUCAAGCCGUCGAGGCCGAAAACCCCACCAGAGGUUGCCAAAGCGAUCAAAGACAGCCUUAAUGCACUCGACACCAAAACCGUUGCUGAAGUUAAAGCCCUUGAAAAGGCUAUGGAAGAAGUUGAGAAAAAUUUUGUGACAAUGAGAUGCAUGCUUUCUGGGGAUGGUGAGGUUGAACCGAAUGUUGAGCAGGUCUCACAGUUGGCACUUGAAAUCUCUAAAGAGGAUGUUAUUUCCCUUGUUGUUCACAAGUUACCGAUACUGGGAUGGGAAGCAAGAAAAGAUUUAGUCCACUGUUGGUCCAUAUUGUUGAAGCAACAAGUUGAUUCCAAAUAUUGCUGUGUGGAAUACAUUGAGAAACAUUUGGAGUUACUCGACUUUCUCGUAGUUUGCUAUGAUAACAAGGAAAUAGCUUUAAAUUGUGGAAAUAUGUUGAGGGAGUGCAUCAAAUUUCCAUCACUUGCACAAUACAUAUUAAAUUCUGCUAGCUUUGUGCUGUUCUUCAAAUUUGUGGAGUUGCCCAACUUUGAUGUUGCUUCUGAUGCAUUUUCAACCUUUAAGGAUAUUCUUACAAAACAUGCAUCAUUGGUAGCUGAAUAUUUGACUGGUCAUUAUGAUGAGUUCUUUGAUCUCUAUGAAAAACUCCUGACCUCUUCUAAUUAUGUCACAAGAAGGCAAUCUUUAAAGCUUCUAUCGGACUUUCUUUUGGAGGCUCCAAAUGUGCAGAUAAUGAAGCGCUACAUUUUAGAAGUUCGAUACUUGAAAAUCAUGAUGACAUUGCUGAGGGAUUCAAGCAAAAACAUUCAGAUUUCUGCUUUCCACAUUUUCAAGGUUUUUGUUGCUAAUCCUAACAAGCCAAGAGAGAUAAAGAUCAUUUUGGCAAAAAACCAUGAGAAAUUGUUGGAACUGCUUAAUAGUCUCUCAGGGAAAGGUGCGGAAGAUGAGCAAUUCGAAGAGGAAAAAGAGCUAAUUAUCAAGGAAAUUGAAAAAGUAUCCCGGUUGCAAAGUCUUAAAUCCUAGCUUCCUCUUCUCGUUCAGUUAAAUGCUAAAUUCUGUGGUGGCUGGAACUGUUUGCUGAGGAAAAAAGGGCUGCAACUAAGGAUUAUCAGAGGUUGGAUAUAAGAUAAAUAUACAAGAAAUAGUAAGGCCUUCUAAUUCUAAUAUCUUGUUAGGACUAUCCAUGAAUUAUGAUAUUUUCGUACAAAAGUGUGAAGAAGAACUGAUGACUAGACUUGAUUGCCGUGUGAUUGAUUGAAAGGGUGACUGUAUGAAUCAUCUGCAAACUCGUGUCAUGCUAGUGGUGUAUGACUGAGUUCGGUAUCUGGAUCUAGGGUUUGUAGUAGAAUUGAAGCAUUUUUUUUCCCCUAACAAAGUAAAAAAUGUUUGGUGUGGAAGUUCUUAA
This is a messenger RNA of Gossypium raimondii (Peruvian cotton), 1644 nucleotides long. RefSeq lists its product as uncharacterized. Gene Ontology annotation, biological process: intracellular signal transduction. Gene Ontology annotation, molecular function: protein serine/threonine kinase activator activity. The transcript is spliced from 11 exons. The record is from RefSeq and is a predicted model, not a curated record. NCBI's taxonomy places the organism in Eukaryota, Viridiplantae, Streptophyta, Magnoliopsida, Malvales, Malvaceae. The coding region runs from base 228 to 1262 and encodes 344 amino acids.